Molecule: messenger RNA, 1924 nt
Organism: Symbiodinium sp. CCMP2456
Lineage: Eukaryota; Dinophyceae; Suessiales; Symbiodiniaceae
Source: the annotation of a GenBank genome assembly
AUGAGCGACGAUGGCAGCGGCCUCUCCGACAUGGAAGCCGCUGAAAGCACGACAGAGCGGACACCCAGGGACUAUCAGAGGGAUGGCCCUGUGCGUCCUGAUGAGUUGCUGCCUGCAGGCCCACCUGUGCCCAGGCCCGUCUGGGACACCGCUGCCCGUGAUGAUCACCACGCCUUGCGGGAAGGCCGUCUUGAGCCGGACUCCGAUGACUCAGAGGGCUCCAGGCCCGAGCGACGCUGGCCAGUGCAAAAUGGAGACCGGGUGCAAGGGCCGUUCCUGCCAAAUGGCAGAUUCUGCACCACGUCCACAGAGGACUCGUGCUCGGCAGCCCAUCUCAGCAGCCCUUCCGGAGCAUCUUCCAUGGCUGACAGCAGUGAUGACAACCACGGAAUGGACAGGCGUCCCGAUGACCGAGAUGACGAUCGGUCUGAUGCAUCCUCUACCUGGAGUGCCACAACCUUGGUCCUCGUCGAGAACUGCCUGGUACAUGCAAAGAACGUGCUCCUGGGCUGCUACAGACAGCAGCUUGUUGACACGGUGGAGCUCACGGCCCGUCAACAGGGUGGCCGAGUGGGGGCGCUGCGGCGCCAGCUGCGUGACCGAGACUGGACAGCGGUGCAGGAGGCAGCACGGCGACUCUUGGAUGGGCCGCGACUUGAGCGGUGGCAGGACUAUGAGUACCGCAGCACACACCAGCGGCGACCCCGCCGCCCGGCCGAAGAGCUUGUGUUCGGUGCAGUUUCUGCCUUUACCGCACUUACACCCCCUAGGGCUCGCCUCCGGGCGGCGAAGACCGGUGGCACCUUCUACCGAGGUCAACGGCACAGCGAGAUCGCAAGCGAGCAGACAGGAAUACAUGGCUUGGCUCGACACGCAAGGUACGCUGGAGUACUUGUGCUCCUCUCGCGAGCCCAUUUCCUGGACCCGGCUGUACACGAGGCCAUCGGAGGUCGUGUGAUACAUGUGCGUGCAAAGCUGAAGCAGUCGGGGGUCACAGUAGACAUAUUAGCCACGUACCAGCAUGUCUGGCGCAGUCACCUAUCCUUGCUCGGAAAUCGGGAACUGCGAAACACAGUCUGGGAUGCCAUGGACACCAUCAUUGCCUCCCUCCCAUCUCGCAAUCUCCUUGUUGCUUGUGGUGAUUACAAUACCAAUCUGCGACCCUGCCUCCCACAUGUAGGUACCGCCGUAGGCACGCAGGGGCAAGCCACUGCACGCAUCGACAAAGCCCGCCUUAUCCAGGCAGCCACGGGCAGCAAUCCUGACGGAGAGGCGCUGCAGGCGCUUGUCGCUGGCAAGCUGCAGCAGGUCUCCACUGCAGACCCGCAUGAGCUGCACGCCCAGGAGGCUGCCUCCUGUGGCGACCAGCGAACACUCUAUCAGAUUGUUCGGUCCCUAGCUCCUGCUUCCAGUCGUCUUUUUUCGCGCCUUCGUGAUACACAGGGCAAUUUUCUCACUAAGCAUGAGGAGGUUCGGGCUCUGGUAGCGCAGGGUAAAACAACCUAUUCACUUCACGCCGAUAGACCCGUCGCUGGGGUACUGUCUGGCUCCAUAGACCUCACAGAUGAGGAAAUCACUCAGCAGUUCCGGAAGAUCAAGGCUGCCAAGGCUGUUCCCAGCCACCUUGCACAUGCCGCUGCAUGGAAAAUCUGUGCUAGCAGCCUCGGCCCUCUCUUCGGUGAUUCUCUUCGACAGCACCUUGUGCAGGGCCACGCCGGCCUCCUGCAUGGCGACCUCACCGAUGCCCAGAUGGUCAUGCUGCCUAAGGCAGGCAAGUCGCCACACAUCUUAGCGCAUCUCAGGCCUAUUGGCCUUAUGGGUCCGCCUUCCAAGGCCAUUGCCGGUGCUCUGCGAAAUCGCAUGCUUGCGCAGCUGGGGCAAUUGAUCCGCUUCAGGCCACAGUUCGCUUACACUGCGGAGAGGG